CAGCGGUAGUGGGACGCAGAGGCCCUAGCGUCCCGGAGCUGUGGGCAAGCCCAGACCUCCUCCUGGCCUGUUUCUCCUCAUCUGUGAAGUGCUUCCUAAGGUUGUCGCCAGAAACAAAUGAACAAACGCAGCUGCAGCUCACGGCAUACAGAAAGCACUCGGCAGACAGACAUGGUACUGUUCUUCCAGAAGCGGGGGAAGCGGCAUGACGACGACGUGCUGGGCAAUGCUGUGGACUUCCUCCUGGCCAAUGCCCGCCUGGUGCUGGGCGUGGGCGGGGCUGCCGUGCUGGGUAUUGCCACCCUGGCUGUGAAGCGGCUGAUUGACAGGGCCACCAGCCCUCGGGAUGAAGAUGACACCAAGGGGGACAGCACAUGCCUGGAGGACAGUUGGAAGGAACUGAGCCUGCUCAAGACCGCUCCACGCCUACAGUCCCGGUCCCCACCUGCUGCCCUUAGCCAGCCUGUGCUGCUCCCCGCCCGCUUGCCCUCUGCCCACGGGCCCGCAGACGCUAACCCGCCGCCGCCGCCGCCUCAGCGUGGCCUCCCAGCACCGCUGUGCCUGACGUUCCAGGAGAAGCUGCUGCUGUUCGAGCGGGACCACGUGACCACCGCAAUGUCCCACGUGGCUCUGGCCAAACAGUUGGCCGGCGACAUUGCCCUGGAGCUCCAGGCCUACUUGCAGAGCAAGUUCCCUGAACUGCCCUUUGGGGCGCUUGUCCCCGGGGGGCCGCUCUAUGAUGGCCUGCAGGUGGGGGCUUGCUCCGACCAUGUGCGCCUCCUGGCACCCCUGAUGCUGGAGCCGGGCCUGUGGAGCCUGGUGCCAGGCGUGGACACUGUGGCCAGGGACCCUCGCUGCUGGGCUGUGCGCAGGACACAGCUUGAGUUCCGCCCCCGGGGAAGCAGCCCCUGGGACCGCUUCCUGGUGGGCGGCUACCUCUCUUCCCGCGUCCUGCUGGGGCUGCUCCGCAAGGCACUGACGGCCUCCGUCAACUGGCCAGCGAUUGGCAGCCUGCUCGGGUGCCUGAUCCUGCCCAGUGUGGCCUCGGAGGAGCUGCUACUCGAGGUGCAGCACGAGCACCUGGAGCUCACCAUCGCUGUGCUGCUGGCAGUCCCCGGCGACGCCGAACACUGCCUCCUGGUGGCCUGGCCCCUGGAAGGGCUGGCCGGGAACCUCUGGCUGCAGGAUUUGUACCCGGCAGAGGCUGCCCGGCUGCAGGCCCUGGAUAACCGUGACGCUGGGGCCCGCCGGCGGCUGCUGCUGCUGCUGUGUCGUGUCUGCCAGGGCCACCCCGCCCUGAGGCGGCUGGGCCGGGCCCACCUGACCCAGGUGGUCCUGCAUCUCGGGGAAGAGGAGGUGGGCUGGGCUGAGGAGGCCUUGGGGGGGCGCUUCCUGCAGGCCUUGGAGCUGCUCGUCAGCAGCCUGGAGCGGGCGCACCUGCCCUGCCAUUGCAACCCCAGCAUCAACCUCUUUGACGGCCUGCGUGAGGAGGACAUUGACGACAUUGGCUACGCGCUGUACCUCGGCCUUCAGGCCCCAGAGGGGCUGCUGUAGGCGGGUGGGAUGGGGUGGCGGCAUGUGUUCUGAUGCUGGUAAGCUGCAGUCUCCUCCCUUCCAGGGAUUUGGAGAGCAUUUCUCUUACUUUUAGCCAGAAGCAAAGAGGGUGCAUUAUGUAAGCCCACGGGGUUAGCACGUGCAUAGGCGACAGUCACUUGGAACCCUCUGAGCCCAGAGUGCUUGGGUUGCUGUCACGUGAGUGUGGCUGGACUGCCCAGGCAGCCCAGAGUGCCACCACACACAUGCACCCCGUCAGCCUCUGGGCCGGACCCCAGGACCUUGGGCUUGCUCCAUCACCAGCAGUGAAUCUGGCUUCUGCCGUCCUAGGUGGGCAGUAAGGCCAGCUCCGUUUUUCUGUUGAGGGUGAGUUGGUGCUUUCCUCAGGUGCCGCAGCUCCAGGCAUGUCGAAGCUUCUGGUGCUGAAUGGUAAACACUAUGUGUUUGUUCAUCCCCAGGGGCCGGAGUCACCUGGUCCGCACGGAAUGCUGCUUUUUGGCUGGUGUUUGCAGUGUCCUCGGUCUAGUUUGCUUGUUGAGCUCUCUCCUCCAGCCUGGAGUGGGAGCUGAGCCUGAUGUGCUGCCCAUCUCACACCUCUGGGGCAGGCCCUUUUCCCUCCAAGUAGGCGAGUUUUCCCUUCGCGCAGUGGAGGCCCCGGGGCGGUUGGCCGAGGUUCUGGGCUACCUGCCUUGCCCAGAGCCAAAGGAAUCCUGAUAGCUGCUACUGGACCCUCCUGGAGGGGCCUCCCAGUGGCCACACGAACUGUUCUCAGCCUCCGCCUGUGUUCUCACUGCAGCGUGGGGGGGGGCUGAGGAAGGGGGGCCUGCCUCCCCCCUAGGCGGCCCUCCUCAUCUUGGUGUCCUUCCUGCUGUAGCAGAGCUGUGCCUCAAGGAAUGUGAACAACAAUAAAAGGACAAAUUCA
Molecule: messenger RNA, 2476 nt
Organism: Rhinolophus ferrumequinum (greater horseshoe bat)
Lineage: Eukaryota; Metazoa; Chordata; Mammalia; Chiroptera; Rhinolophidae
Gene: MIEF2
Product: mitochondrial elongation factor 2
Exons: 4
Coding region: 118-1554 (478 amino acids)
Biological process (GO): mitochondrion organization; positive regulation of mitochondrial fission
Cellular component (GO): mitochondrial outer membrane
Source: RefSeq, a predicted model, not a curated record